Dunckerocampus dactyliophorus (ringed pipefish) is the source of this 4499-nucleotide messenger RNA. RefSeq names its product ADP-ribosylation factor-like 10 (gene arl10). Bases 124 to 855 code for a protein of 243 amino acids. The record is from RefSeq and is a predicted model, not a curated record. Gene Ontology annotation, molecular function: GTPase activity; GTP binding. The transcript has 3 exons. Lineage: Eukaryota; Metazoa; Chordata; Actinopteri; Syngnathiformes; Syngnathidae.
UCUUGGCAACAAAACAAGCAGGGAGUACGGUCACAUGUUUAGAGGAAGCGGAGAACCAGCAGAGGCAGUCGGUGUUGUCCGCACUAGUCCGGGAAGACGCGACUCCCCUCCGGCUCCACACACAUGGUGCUCCUCCGGCACAUCUCGGUGGCCCUGUCCGCCGCCGUAGCUGCCCUGGGCUCGGCGCUCUUCAUCGCCCUCAACUACUUCUACAGGAGGAGAACACGGUUCCCACAUGCUGAGUACUGCACGAUCAAGGAAGAGGAAGAGGACCACGGCAAGCGUCAGGUCCUGGUCCUCGGCCUGGAUGGAGCCGGGAAGAGCAGCAUGCUCCAGGGUUUGACCCCUGGAGGGGUUAAAACACGGUGCUGCCGACCCACAAGAGGCUUCAAUUUCAUGAGCAUCACUGCGCCCGCUUGUCAGCUGGACUUCCUGGAGAUCGGCGGCGGCGAGGAGCUGCGGCGAUACUGGUCGGAAUAUCUGAUAAGGACUCACGUUCUGGUGUACGUGGUGGAUUCCUCUGAUCGGAACCGCCUCCAGUUGGCCAAGUCGGAGCUACACCACCUCCUGAAGGGGCAGCCCCAGCUUCCCGUGGUGGUCCUGGGGAACAAACAGGUCAACAAAAUAGUUUUUAGACAACGUCAUGAUUAUGACACUAAGGUUUCUUGCUCGUCUUACCAGGACAAAGCCAACGCCCUGAGCAUGUUGGAGCUUCAUGAAGCCUUGUCUCUGGGCUCCGUGGUGGAGGACAGGAAGUUGUUCCUCUUGGCAACCCAGCUGGGAUCAGACGGAACCCUGACAAACUCCUGCCGAGGCCUGGACACCUUCCAGGACCUCCUGCUCCAGCUCGUCUGAUACGAUGAACUCUUUCUAUGAGCGAAGACGAGCUAAACCUAGCACCUCCAUCUCAUCCUCUUUUUUUUUAAAAAGACCAUUUUAAAUCCCUCACGUCAUGGACAUUAUCGAGCUGGCUUGUUUUGGCGUGUCGACUGCAGACGAAAGAUUCUGCACGAGCAUGAGUGACUCAUCACGACGUCAGCCUGUGAUAGGUUUAGAGGAAGUUGUUUGUUUUUUUUAAUGUAAAAUCAUGUCUGUCAUACAUCAAAUGAAAUGUGUCCAAAAAAACACACCUGCAUCCUCUCUGCCUUGUCACGUUUCGAAAGACUUCUACAACAAAUCUUUUUGGGCGAACCAUGGGGACAAUUUUAAGACCUUAUGUUUUUCGUGCUGCGAGUUUGUGAGCUUUUUACGUUUCCAACAUCCCAAAUCAACGUACAUCUUCUGAAUCAUGACAGCGUUGUACAUAUAUUUGUGGAUAAAUAUGCCUCUAAAGUCAAACACAUGAUCAUAGAGUCCGUCAAAGCAGCAUCACGCAUGACUUCUGCUCAGUGAGCGUCUGAACGAUUAACUCCCCAAGCCGGUUUUGCUCGUUUGCACACACGAGGGUUUGGCACGAACGGGAAAGAGACGAGGUGCGAUGAUAACCAAAGAACGUGAAUACUUUGGAAGACGUGCUAGCAUACAUGUAAUACACAUUUAUAAUCAGUAGACAAAUGCUCAGUGACUUGUAGGUGAUUAGUUGCUGAGUCCCGCCAAUGCCCCUGGUGUAAAUACAUCUCGCUUGUUGGCGGCCAUGUUUUUCAGCCAACACUGCUCAAACUUCAGAUGUGCUUGUCAGUCCCCAAAAGGUGCAAACCAAAUUUUGUGAUGAUUCGGCCAAACACCCUCAAGUUAGUGUUUUUUUUUUUUUAUUUUAUUUUAUGGAUUUUACCAACAGCGCAACCCUGUGGUGUAUUUCUCCGAAAAACUAAUAGCGCAGGCGACACAGCAGGGGUGCGCGUUUGGACACAUUUUCAUCCUUCUGCAGAGGUUCUGUUUUUUUUCAGAAGGCUGUAAAUAGCAGGUAGUUGGCAUGAAUCCAUUAUGUGUCUGUCAGGUGUCGUUCAAAGGUGAGUAGUUUUACUCUAUUUUAGUUUUAUAGUAUUUGGUUAACUCAGUUAGGAAUACAGUGUUCCCUCGCUCUAUCGCGGAAUUUUUUAGGUGCUUUUUUAAAAUAAAUUACAGCUAUGAACGCUGUUACAGGCCAAGCCUGGCCCUUUAAGAGGAAUUGCAUCAUGGGAAGUUGAGGGUAUCUCUUCCCUCUCUUUUGUCUGCACCGCCCAUUGUUUUGUGCAUCCCGAUAGGCUGUAGACCAGGGGUCCCCAACCACUGGGCCGUGGCCCAGUACCGGUCCGUGGGCGGGGCCGAACUGGGCUGAGGAAACCUUCCUGGCACAAUGAUAAAAAAAAAUACUUUUGUAAAUAAAUACAUUUUUAAGUAAAUGCAUAUCAAUUUUGGAAAUAUGGGCCAGUAUUUUAUUCCGAAAAUAAUGUAGUUUGAAGUUUUUGCAUGUUUAUGUUGUUUGUUGCGAGUGUCCCACUUUGUUUGACAGUCCUUGAACGCACCAUCGUACGUGCGCUAGCCUUCUCCCACUCUGCACAGAUUGUCAACUAUACUGUAUUUUUAUCGUUUUUCUUUCACUUCAUAUUUGCUCCCAAAUGCUGACACUCUGAGGGACUGCAUGAAGGUAAACUUUGAUGACGUUAUUGAGUGCUAAUGUGUAUAUUUGUUGUGUAAACAGCUUCAAGUUAAUUCAUGCUAGCACACUGCCUGUUACCGCACACAUCAAGCAGCGGCGCUAUAAUCUUCUCUCUGAAAAACAAACUCCAAGCGUAUAGUGGUGGAUGGUGGGUCUGUAUUCACUUGGUGCUUUUACUUGGAUGUUGUUCCUGUCUUAGUUUUACACAAUACAUACUAAAUGAGAUAAAUGACAUCGCUAUACGACCCACCCCACCACCACCACCCCCCAUUUGUGGGAACACGAGCCGGCCCGUGGGUCCAAAAAGGUUGUGGACCACUGCUGUAGACUGUCAAUCAAUCUCCCUCGUGCCGUCCUGCCAUGUCUCCUCUGUCAUCGCUAGCUUGCUUACUAGCUUGUAAAUUAAUCUUCGGUUCGUUUGCAGCAAUAUGUUUUAACAAGGAUACAAAAACGCUACAGUACAGCGGAACGGCGCCAGGACGAAACGGCACGGUCACAGGUGUGAAAUAUGCGUGAGUGGCUUCAUAAUAUCUUGUGUCGAUCAUUAAGGUUGGCCAUUAAAAUCCAAACGAAGGUUUGAACUUGUUUGAGAGUGUUUAAGCAAGAGAGAACUGUGAGGAAAUGUUAUCGCUAAAUGUUACCGUUUAAAAGUGUAUAAAGUGUACGGUGGGGGGGUUUUACAGCCUUAAAACAUAAUAAUUGGAAAAAAAUUUUUAAAAUGAAGUCGGCUACUUCACGGAUUUCACUUAUUGCGGGCUAUUUUGGGAACCUAUCCCUCGCGCUAAACGAGGGAACACUAUUAAAAAAACGAAUAAAAGGCUUUAUGGCAAGGGACCACAUUCAUCCACAUUACAUGAUGUCCAGUGGGAACAUUUGUUUGGAAACUUCAACAAGCGUCACGGAAUGGAUGCUGUUGGAUUUUGGAUGUUCCAAAUGCGGCACGUUUUAGAUGAAAGUCAAAUUAUUUUUAGCCCUCUUGAUGUUAUUGAGGCCCACAGGGUGAAAGCAAAGAAAAAAACAGGGUCUCAUUGCUCAUCUUUCGCCGCAGUUAUCGGACUACGGAGCCGGUUGGUUCUGCAGCGAGUUGGAAGCGGCGCUAUUUUGUAAUGAACGGGAUUUUUUAUUCUCUUUGAUGCGCUGUAGAGACAUGUUUUGGCAGGGUGGGAAUGGGCGGUCUUUCAUGACUAUAGCUGCGCUGGAAACUGAACUGUUUGGUUUUAAAAUUUGUGCACGUCAUAACACAUUUUAAAUGUGUUGAAAAUAUUAAAAUACAUACGUCGUCCUUUCAGCCUCCUUUCACUGAUCCACAGUGUUAGGCCGUGCACAUGGACAUUUCACGUUUCGUGUGAUGUUGCUCACAAACAUCAAUCUAUACGGUAUAAUCAAUAGGUGUGGUAGGUUGGGCAAAGGUCCACAAGCAGCUCAACCGGAUGUUGUUGUGUUUUUGCACACACAUUACAAGAUAGCCAUAAAGAUGUGAGAGGUCCUUUCCGCAUUUGCAUUUGAACAGACGUGCAGUUAAGCUUUGCAUCAAUAUUUCGUCUUUGACCUCUGACCGUGACUGCAAAGCCGCUUGCUCCAGGGUAUGUCGAUAAUGAAGGCGGCCGUGACAGAUGUCUGCAGCAAAUAAAACAAUAUCGUUUAUAUCUGCUAUGUGAUGUAAUGUGGACAUUGAUUGUGGAGACGUUUUAUUAAGAAAUAUCAAUGCACACAGUAGACUUGUAAGGAUUAGAAGUGUUUAGGAUUUCACUAUUUUCCAAGACAUCUACAACUUUAGGAUAUGCAAGGAACACGGCGUCACGUUCAUUUUUUUAUUUUUAUUUUCCAGCAAUGUUGGAUGUAUUGAAUGAAUCAAUGAUUAUGUCAUUUUUCAUCCCACAUUUGUCUUAAACUGAUGUGAUUAAAUGUGUUAAAAUUUCAA